Erigeron canadensis is the source of this 2466-nucleotide messenger RNA. Its product is annotated as LRR receptor-like serine/threonine-protein kinase FEI 1. The record is from RefSeq and is a predicted model, not a curated record. Gene Ontology annotation, molecular function: protein binding; ATP binding; protein kinase activity. The coding region runs from base 305 to 2068 and encodes 587 amino acids. The transcript is spliced from 14 exons. Gene Ontology annotation, biological process: protein phosphorylation. NCBI's taxonomy places the organism in Eukaryota, Viridiplantae, Streptophyta, Magnoliopsida, Asterales, Asteraceae.
UACAGCUCAAAAAUUCCCAAUUUCUUUCUCUCAAGCAAGCAUUUUGCAGAUCCAAAAUAAUUAUUACUUUAUUUAAUUGAUAUUAAAGGUAAACAUAUUCUUCAAUUCAGUUUAUUACUAUUAUUGUUGAUAUUCUGGACUGGAAUGAUGAUGAUGCUAAAGUUAGUUCCUUGAGCUCUUUCUCAAAUUAGCUUCUAAUUAGACUGGAUCAUUUACUCAGCAUGUGUAUGUCCAAAGUAAGUUCUCGAUGCCUUGGUGUAUCAGAUGAUGUAUAGGAACUUUCUUAGGCUCAAUCAGCACUACAAUGGGCAUUCCAAAAGAUCUACGAGAGCCAUUGUUGUUGUACAUUCUAUUGCUAUGCCGUUUGAUAAGCAUCAGCCAAGGUCUCACUCCUGAUGGUGAAGCUCUUGUUAACUUCCGAACAAGCAUUAUCAGCUCCGAUGACGUUCUUGGUCAGUGGAGGCCCGAGGAUCCUGAUCCAUGCGGAUGGAAAGGGGUACAAUGUGAUCCAAAAACCAUGAGAGUUAUUUCUUUAAAUGUUUCUCAUCACAAGUUAAAGGGACAACUAUCACCAGAUAUUGGAAAACUAGAUCACUUGAAAUUCUUAGAUCUUCAUUACAACAAUUUUUAUGGAGCCAUUCCUCCAGAGCUAGGAAAUUGUACAGAGCUACAAGGAUUAUUCUUACAGAAUAAUUACUUGAGUGGAUUUAUUCCUACUAGAUUGGCAAAUCUUUCAAAGCUCCAAACAUUGGAUAUCUCUAGCAACUCUCUUGAUGGGAGGAUUCCAACCUCAAUUGGGAUUUUGGGAAACCUCAUAAAUCUUAAUGUAUCGUUCAAUUUUCUGGCCGGUCCGAUCCCAACGGAUGGUGUUCUUGGCCAAUUUGGAAGUGACUCCUUUGGUGGAAACAGUGACUUGUGUGGGAAACAAAUUAACAAGUUGUGCAAAGAUGAUGCUGGAAAUCAACAGCCUACAGGGAGCCAAAAUGUUAAAAAGAAUUCUGGGCGGCUACUAAUCAGUGCUUCUGCUACCGUGGGUGCAUUGCUGCUGGUUGCAUUGAUGUGUUUCUGGGGAUGUUUUCUUUAUAAAAAGCUAGGGAAAAAUGAUGCCAAAGGGAUUGCAAAGGAUGUCAGUGGAGGUGCAUCCAUUGUUAUGUUUCAUGGAGACUUGCCAUACUCAUCAAAAGAUAUUAUCAAGAAAUUAGAAACUCUAAAUGAGGAGCACAUAAUAGGUGCUGGAGGCUUCGGAACAGUCUACAAGCUGGCAAUGGAUGAUGGAAACGUUUUUGCGUUGAAAAGAAUAGUUAAGUUAAAUGAGGGAUUUGAUCGUUUUUUUGAGGGGGAGCUUGCAAUUCUUGGAAGUAUUAAGCACAAAUACUUGGUGAAUUUGCGAGGUUAUUGCAAUUCACCUACAUCCAAGCUAUUACUAUAUGACUACUUGCCAGGUGGCAAUCUAGAUGAAGUUCUUCAUGAAAAGAGCGAUCAACUAGACUGGGAUGCACGGCUCAAAAUUAUUAUGGGAGCUGCAAAAGGGCUGGCUUAUUUACAUCAUGAUUGCUCUCCUCGAAUUAUACACCGAGACAUUAAAGCAAGCAACAUUUUGCUUGAUGGAAAUUUGGAGGCCCGGGUUUCUGAUUUUGGACUCGCAAAACUGCUUGAGGAUGAGGAGUCUCACAUUACAACCAUUGUUGCUGGAACUUUUGGAUAUCUAGCUCCAGAGUAUAUGCAAAGUGGUAGAGCUACAGAGAAAACAGAUAUUUAUAGUUUUGGUGUACUUAUGCUUGAAGUUGUAAGUAGAAAGAGGCCCACCGAUGCUUCUUUUAUAGAGAAAGGCCUUAAUAUUGUCGGCUGGUUGAAUUACUUGGUAACUGAGGAUAGGCAGCAUGAGAUCAUUGAUGGAAACUGUGAGGGUGUGGAGGCAGAAACACUAGAUCCCUUGCUCUCUGUUGUAAUUCAAUGUGUUUCUUCAAAUCCAGAAGAUCGGCCCACAAUGCACAUGGUGGUAAAAACACUAGAAUCUGAUGUUGUGACUCCAUGUCCAAGUGACUUUUAUGAUUCCUCAUCAGAUUAAAUUGCUUUCUACUACUUCCAUUUCAUGCAACUACUGCCCAUGAGUUGGAGAUUGAAACAGACACGGGGGACAAGAGCUUUUUGUUUUGCAAAUUCAUUUUCCACUUCAUGAUCCAUUCUUUGUGCAUAUAGACGGUAAAAAGAUUAUCUUCAUAUUGUUGCAGCUAAUAGGGAAGCAGCACCUGUGAAGUGGUGUUUUUCUCCAUCUCGUGAUCAUAUGUUUUUUUGGCUUUUGAUAUUUAAAAUUGCCUUUUCUCUUGUUGUCUCAUAUGUAUAUGAUGAUCUCUAGUCUGUCGCCUUUCAUUGGAGGAUGAUUCUUGGUGAAUGGUGAUGCCAUCUUUGUAAUAUACGCUCUUUGUUGAUAGUUAAAAUGAAAGUUUUCAUUGGUUAUGCCGGUAA